Molecule: messenger RNA, 2264 nt
Organism: Zophobas morio
Lineage: Eukaryota; Metazoa; Arthropoda; Insecta; Coleoptera; Tenebrionidae
Product: vacuolar protein sorting-associated protein 33A-like
Exons: 2
Coding region: 24-1817 (597 amino acids)
Biological process (GO): vesicle-mediated transport; intracellular protein transport
Cellular component (GO): CORVET complex; lysosome
Source: RefSeq, a predicted model, not a curated record
UCACCGUGACAGUUAACCUCAAAAUGUCAUCACAUUCCUGUCAUUUAAAAGGUGGCCGCCUAGAUUUCUCCCUCGUACAAACCGAAGCUCAAGACAACCUCAUUAGCCUCCUGAAAAAAUGCCCAGGUCCCAAAGCCAUAGUUUGGGACAACUCCCUCAUUGGUCCGGUCGAUCUCGUCGCCCAAAACAAAGUCCUGAAGGAACAUUCAGUCAUGAAAAUGUUCCCUCUGCAACCAGAACCGUUCCCUGAAGUCGACGUCGCCCACGUUAUAUUCAUAACACGUCCCAAGUUACACCUAAUGGACUACGUCGGCCAGAAUGUGCGAGCGGACGCCAGGACCAAAACCGAAAAACAAUAUCACGUGUUUUUUGUACCCAAGAAGAAUCUUUUGUGUAUAGAGAGACUAAAACACAUUGGGGUCUUCGACAGCAUUAAUCUCGUGGAGGAGUUUCGGUGUGAGUUGUUCCCUUUUGACGCAGAUGUAGUGUCAAUGGAAAUUUCAGACGUCUUCAAGGAGUACGCGCUUGAAAAUGACCCGACGUAUUUAUACCAAACCGCACAAGCUAUAAUUUCUUUGCAAAAAUUGUACGGCCCCAUUCCGAAAGUCUGGGGUAAGGGGGCUGCCGCACAGCAGGUGUGGGACGUCAUCACGCGUCUCCAGCGCGAAAAGAACAACAACGUGACCACCAAACCCAACCAAACUUCCACUAUAGAUCAGAUUCUCUUGAUAGAUCGGACUGUGGAUCUCAUCACGCCUUUGGCCACCCAGUUGACGUACGAAGGCCUGAUUGACGAAAUUUUCGGCAUCAACAACUCGACGGCGCACUUCCCCAUCGACAAUUUCCUGAGUAGCGAAGAACGCACGUCUGAGUCGUUGUCGGAAGAUAAAAAACAAAUUAUUUUGAAUUCGGCCGAUAAGUUAUUUGCUGACAUCAGAGACAAGAAUUUUAAUGCAGUGGGCGCUUUUUUGUCCAAACAAGCCAAAACUAUAAGUACUCAGUUGGACAAUACACAGGAAAGGUCAGUGCAAGAAAUGAAGUUGUACGUGCAAAAACUGCCACAGAUUUUGGUAAAAAAGAAAGCUCUGUCACAUCAUACAGCCAUCGCGGAGUGUAUUAAAGAAGUGACUGACAGUUACGAUUUUUUGGACACUUUACAGACUGAACAGGGAUUUUUAAAUUGCAUUGAAGAUGAUAAAGCAAGUCCUUACAUUGAGGAUUUGAUAGCACAAGAAAAGCCGUUAGUGAAAGUCUUGAGACUGAUUUGUUUGCAGUGUAUCACCAGCUCGAAGCUGAAGCCUAAAGUGCUGGAGCACUACAAGGAGGAAUUAGUACAGGUUUACGGCAUCCAAGUUCUUCAAGCUAUAACCAAAUUGGAAAAAGUGGGGCUGCUUAAAGCCCAGUCUCCCACUUGCCAAUAUGCAAAUCUACGCAAAGCGCUUUGCCUCACCAUGGAAGACACCUCUGAAAUUAACCCAACUGACAUCAGCUACGUUCACAGUUUUUAUGCCCCUCUGAGUGUGCGUUUAGCCCAUAAAGUGACGAAAACUGGGGGCUCCAAGCUACUAAAAAAGGUUUUGAAGUUGCUGCCGGGCCCAACGUUGAACGAGUCUCCUGCGGUUCCCAAAACUUUGGCUAAAAGCGACCCAGACGCCCCACAAGUUGUUCUAGUUUUCUUCAUAGGGGGCUGCACUUUCGCAGAGAUCUCAGCGCUGAGGUUCUUGUCACAACAAGAGGACACAAAUGUGGAGUUUGUCAUUGCUACCACUAAACUCAUAAAUGGGACAAGUUUUCUCGAAUCCAUUAUAGGGCUGUGAUAAUUUCUAGUAAAAUAUGUAAGGUUGAUUAGUGAGGUUAGGUUUGCGUGACAUGCGCAAAGAUAUUGUAUUGCUAGAUGUUCCACGUGCUCGUUCUUAUGUGACUUCUAGGGAUAAGCGUUUCUGUGAUGAGCCAGUGGCGUACCUAAACGUUUUUAUUUGUAGGUUUUACAGUAUUCCAGUAGCCCAGGUAAAUCACCGGCUCUUUUUAAAUUUAUACAAAUAAUAAUUACCCAAAAAUUGAAUACCGUGAACACAACAAAUCGACUUUCUCAAAAAAACAAGUAUACAUUGAAGUCUGAAUGGAAAUAGCUGAAACUACGUCGUCAAAUGUCAUUGAAAACCCAUCAUUCAGUAUAAUUAAUUUAUUGUAUUUAUUUUUGUACCAGUCAAAUUGAAACUGUUCACGAUGUGCAUAAUCAGUUUAAAUAAAAUGAUGAUGUUUUA